AGAACGGUGAACGAUAACGUUUCGUGAGCAUGUACACACAAAUGUUAUCAGGGCAUUUCCGUUACAAAUUCAGGUAAAAGAUUAAUCUACAACAGAAUGCCCCAAAAGGUAGCAGUUAUCGGAGCUGGUGCAAGCGGACUGACAGCCAUCAAAUGCUGCGUGGACGAGGGUUUACAGCCCGUGUGUUUCGAGAGAACAGACCACAUAGGCGGACUGUGGUAUUACACGGAGGACUCUACCGACGGACAGGCAUGCGUAAUGAAAUCAACAAUCAUCAACACCAGUAAGGAAAUGAUGUGUUACAGCGACUACCCAAUACCCAAGGAAUUCCCAAUCUACAUGCAUAAUAAAUACGUUCUCAAGUACUUUAACCUGUAUGCGGACAAAUUCAACGUUAGGAAGUACAUUAACUUCAAAACACAGGUGGAAUCAGUAAAAAUGUGUCCCGAUUUCAAAACAUCGGGGCAGUGGAACAUCACAGUAAAGGAUUUAACAACAGGAAAGACACAGGACCACGUGUUUGACGCCGUCAUGUUGUGCACGGGACAUCAUGCUGAUAAAAAUACCCCGGAUUUUCCUGGUUUAAAGUACUUCCAGGGGAAAGUGAUACACAGCCAUGAUUACAAACGACCCCAGGGGUACGAGGACAAACGAAUUGUAGUCAUCGGUAUAGGAAACUCGGGCAGUGACGCCUCCGUGGAAUUGAGUCGUGUUGCAAGUCAGGUAUUUUUGAGCACACGAAGAGGGGCGUGGGUGUUUAAUCGAGUGGGAGACUAUGGCUGCCCAAUUGACAUGCAAAUAUCGAGAAGAUUUGUGAGAGCUCUAAUGGCUGUGAUGAGCAUCUUUAUAAACCAGAGUAAGGCUGUAGCCAAGAAAUUAAAUGAAAGGUUCGACCACGCCAAAUAUUCAUUGCAACCAAAUCACUCUCCUUUGGCACAGCAUCCAACUGUGAAUGAUGACCUCCCCAACAGAAUCAUCAGUGGAUCUGUGAAAGUCAAACCCAAUGUCAAGAAAUUCACCAAAACUGGCGUUGAAUUCGAAGACGGGACUUUCGAAGAUGACAUCGAUGUGGUAUUUUUAGCCACGGGUUACAAAUUCGGUUUCCCGUUCCUGGAUAAAUCUGUUAUAGAAGUUGAAAACAACAAAGUUGAGUUGUACAAGAAUAUGUUUCCUCCUGCCCUGGAAAAGAACACACUGGCGUGUAUUGGAUUCAUUCAGCCGCUUGGUGCAAUAAUGCCAAUUUCUGAACAGCAGAGUAGGCUUUUUACUAGAGUUGUCAAGGGAGAUGUCACUCUUCCUAGCAGAGAUGAGAUGUGGAAAGAUGUUCGGACAAAACUGGACGCCAUGCGAAAACAGUUUGUGGCGAGUCCAAGACACACAAUUCAGGUGGAUUACGUAAAACACAUGGACGAAUUGUCAAUAUUGAAUGGAAAUUAUCCUUAUUUAGGCAAGUUGAUGUUGACUGACCCGAAACUUGCCUCACCUGUCUUCUUUGGCCCAGUAACUCCUUACCAGUACCGAGUUAUGGGCCCUGGGAAAUGGUCCGGGGCCAGGAAAGCCAUAUUUACGCAGUGGGAGCGGAAUGAUUACCCACUUGCCACCAGACCACUUGGAAUUUCUACAAAAGCUACGGACCAAUACAGGCCAUUCUGGACAAUAUGCUUUGUCAUUCUGAUAAUAACCCUGCUUAUUCAGUAUCUAUGGAUUGACAGUUUACUCCAUGCACUGACAGGAAUGAUAAACUGUGAUAUUCAUAAAUGGGGUUGUGGAGAAACAUGGUUUACAUCUACAUCCUUACUUCUGAAAACAAUGUCCACUUCAAAACCAUGUAUUAACAAGACAACAGUAUUUUUUCCAGUGAGGAAGAAGACCAUGAAAGACACCACCAGUUUAUAAAAAAAUCCGUUCAAUAAAUAUAUUAAACUUUACUGCUUUGGGGAAAGUAUAUUGAUAUAUUGGUAAGAAAGUAAUUUUCUAAAGAAUCAGCAGCUCACAUUUUGAUUACUUUGAUAUGAUAGGAAUUAGUCACUAUAUAUUUUGGGUAUGGAUCCAAAAUACACAUCUUUAUUAAGUUGAAUGAACAUGUUUGCUCAAUUUUUACACAAGUAGUGCAUCAUAUAGCAUAUUAAAGCUUUCUAAUCCGACUCUUUUAUUUUAUUUUUAAGGAACUGGAACACGUUCUAAAUAUAUUCAGGGACAGCAAGGCUCGUCAUGGAUCAAUCAUUACCAAAUACAGAACACUGCAAGGCUUGCUAAAAUGAAGACCUCAGUAAAAGAUUUCUAAAUUAUCCACUAAUGGCAGCUCACUACCUGCCCCCUAGUGAUGUUAAAAGAGGCUGUUGUUCUCAUUUGUUCCAAAACAGGAAUGCCAUAUGAGGAGGCCAACAGAAGAUACACCUCCACUGAGUGUGCAAUCACAAAACGAAUAAAUUAUUAUUAAUUCU
Ostrea edulis (European flat oyster) is the source of this 2444-nucleotide messenger RNA. Its product is annotated as flavin-containing monooxygenase 5-like. The coding region runs from base 97 to 1896 and encodes 599 amino acids. The transcript has 13 exons. NCBI's taxonomy places the organism in Eukaryota, Metazoa, Mollusca, Bivalvia, Ostreida, Ostreidae. Gene Ontology annotation, molecular function: flavin adenine dinucleotide binding; N,N-dimethylaniline monooxygenase activity; NADP binding. The record is from RefSeq and is a predicted model, not a curated record.